AUGUGCGGCUGCACCUCUAGUUCUGAGAACACAAGGUCGUAUUCUUUUAAAAAAGCAGAGGCUUCUUCUGCCAAAGACGCAACUUCAAAGUCAAGGAAAAUGCCCAAACGUAUUCCAAUAUCCAAGCAGCUGGCUUCUAUCAAAGCUCUAGGGAAAGGCUCUGAUCUAGAGAAAGCUGUUACUACGUUAGUCUUAGUGUACAAUAAUGCUGCAGAUGCUGAGGGGAAACUCAUCAGAUCUGAAGCUAAAAAGUUGCUACAAACUCAGUUUACACAUUUUAUUCAGGGCCAAGAAGGGAAGCCGAAAUAUCAGGAAAUCCUUGCCAGUUUCGACGAGAGCAAAAACGAACCCAUUGACUUUGAGGAUUUUAUGGUCCAGACGCUUAGUAUCACUCUAAUGUCUGAUCUCCUGGAAGAUAUCAAAAAAUGUGCAAAAAAAUGA
Gekko japonicus is the source of this 441-nucleotide messenger RNA. RefSeq names its product sentan, cilia apical structure protein (gene SNTN). The record is from RefSeq and is a predicted model, not a curated record. The transcript has 4 exons. NCBI's taxonomy places the organism in Eukaryota, Metazoa, Chordata, Lepidosauria, Squamata, Gekkonidae. Gene Ontology annotation, molecular function: transition metal ion binding. The coding region runs from base 1 to 441 and encodes 146 amino acids.